AUGCCUCUAAAAAAUCAACAGCGAAUACAAACAGAUACAGCACGUAAUCGAGAUCGAACACAUACUACAACAACAGCAACAUCAAAAAAAACUGUUUCUACAUCGAAACAACUUGUCGGUGGUGUUGUUCAACCAAGGCCUAUAUCUGGUACAACAAAAAUUAGUAGUGCAACUACAUCAAUCAUUUUCGGAAUAAAUCCAAAACAAACAAAUCAUUCACAACCGACGAAAAUUAUAACUGAAGUUGAUGAUACAAAUAUUGAUGAAGUAUUAACUUUAACUGAUGUAUCACUUAUACCAAGAUCAUUUCUUACUGAAAUUCAACAAGAUGAAGUUUAUGCAACAAUUUUAGAAGCACUUCGAAAGAAAAUGCCAUAUCAAAUUCCACCUAAGACUCCUCCUCGACAAGAAGAAGAUGAUGAAGAAGAAAAACCAUUUUCACCGCAUCUUCUUGCAAUCGAUGACGACGAUGAUGAUGAUAUAAGUGUAGAUGAUGAGAUAUCAUCUUCAUCAUCAAGUGAAAAUAAUCCUAUAGUAUCUCAUGAAGAUUAUGAUACUGAUAUUGAAACAGAAUCUAUUGUACAAAAUGUUCAUGAUCCAACCGGUAGAGAACAAUAUCGUGAACUUUGUCAACAAGCAAAUAUAAUUCCAUGUUCAUAUUUUAUGGCACAUAUACAAGAUAGUGAAAUGACUUUACGUUAUCAUCAAUUUAAUACAGAAGACAUUCGAGCUAUAACAAAAACACUUUAUACGAAUCUUAAUGUUGAACAUUUAUUCUUAGAUGGUAAUUAUUUACAACAACAAGCAACAAAACAUAUUACACAAUUAAUUUUAACAAAUGAUUCUAUUACAGAAUUAUCUCUUGCUGAUAAUCGACUUGGUGGUGAUGAAGGUACAAAAGAAAUAUGUAGAUUAUUAACAUUAAAUCGAAAUUUAAAAAAAAUUAAUUUAUCAGGAAAUAAAUUCAAUGAACUUGAUAUUGCACAAUUAAUCGAAGCAUUUGAACAAAAUAAAAUUUUACGUAAACUCGAUUUAAGUCAUAAUUGUUUUGGUGAACACUGUGGUAAAACACUUGGUGCAUUUAUUAGUAGUAAUGAUUCAUUAGAAUCAAUUGAUUUAAGUUGGAAUAAAUUUCGUGGACGAAGUGCCAUUGAUCUUGUUAAUGGAAUUAAAGAAAACGUUCGCUUGAAAUAUUGUAAUCUAGAAAUGAAUGGUUUAGGACCUGAUAGUGGACAAAUUUUAGCUGAUUGUAUUAAACAAAAUAGUGCAUUAGAAGAAUUUAAUAUUAAUGGAAAUCGAUUGAAUACAUCAAAUGCUUUUGCUAUUGCUCAAGCAUUAUCAUCGAAUGAUUCACUUCAAGUUCUCAAAAUUGCCAAUAACCAAAUUAAUUGUGAUGGUGUACUUGCUGUUUUUCUUUGUGUCAAAGCAAAUGAAGCAAAUGCAUUAAGAGAAAUUGAUUUUUCAUAUACAGUGGUUACUCAAGAAACAGUUGACGUUUGUAAAGAUAUUGUUAAAUUAAAAGAUGGUAAAUUUCGAUAUCGUAUUGGAAAAGUAACACCACCAAAACUUCAACCAAACUCUACUAGUGAAUGUUAUGUUAAAACUAAUGAAGAAUUACUCAAUAGACUACGUUCAAACGCAGCUAAUGUUAAACCUAAUGUUGAUUAA
Messenger RNA from Rotaria sordida, 1668 nucleotides. Lineage: Eukaryota; Metazoa; Rotifera; Eurotatoria; Philodinida; Philodinidae. The record is from the annotation of a GenBank genome assembly.